AUGAGUGAGUGGUUCACCGAGUUUGUACGGACGAACCUGGUUACUCAACAACCUCCACUCCCUCUUACUCCUCAACCGAUCCUUGUUAUUCCUCAAGGUAUGGAACCAAUUCAAGUUAGUAAGCCUCCUGUUGAUAAGAUACGAAAGUCAUAUCAGUCAGUAUUAAAGAAAUCAAAACAACAUCACAACCGUUCUACUGCUUCUGUAGGAUAUUCUAGUAGAGACAGAGGUACCCGACGCUCCAGUCCAAAACCUCAGGCUACAUCUGUAGCAAGCAUGGGUAGUGUCAGAGAUUUUUGGCUCGAGUGCAAGCACUGUAAGAAACCACAUUAUGGCGAGUGUCGAUUAAAGAACAUAGCAUGUUUCAGGUGUGGUUCUUUAAACCGCUAUUUUAGAAAUUGCCCAGAGAAAUCUGAGAAAGAGAAAGCUCAGACCACGAGGUCGAGCAACAUUGCUGCGAGAGGUAGACCACCUCGUAAUCUCGAAAAUAUGAGUGGUAGCUGUGAUGUGAAGAAAAAUUCUACUAUGAGAUCCGAAGCACGAGCACUAGUUAGGCUUAUGCUAUUCGUGCAUGCGAGGAUGCUUAUGCACCAGAUGUUAUUACCAGGUUACAGUUUUUCAGCUGAUUUGAUCCUGAUACCAUUUGAUGAAUUUGAUGUGAUUCUGGGCAUAGAUUGGCUAACUCUACAUGACGCUACUAAAUAUGUGAGAAAAGGUUGCAAUGCUUACAUUGCUUAUGUAUUGAAUACUAAAGCGUCUAAAUCGAAGCUGAAAUCAGUGCCAGUGGUUUGUGAGUACCCCGAUGUGUUUCCAGAGAAGUUACCUGGAUUACCACCAAUGACAGAGGUUGAGUUUGCUAUAAAACUUGUAUUAGAAGCAUCACCGAUAUUGAUAGCACCUUACAGAAUGGCUCUUGCCGAGUUAAAAGAGUUGAAAGCACAGCAGUAA
Gossypium raimondii (Peruvian cotton) is the source of this 948-nucleotide messenger RNA. RefSeq lists its product as uncharacterized. Bases 1 to 948 code for a protein of 315 amino acids. The record is from RefSeq and is a predicted model, not a curated record. The transcript has 4 exons. NCBI's taxonomy places the organism in Eukaryota, Viridiplantae, Streptophyta, Magnoliopsida, Malvales, Malvaceae.